Molecule: messenger RNA, 419 nt
Organism: Habropoda laboriosa
Lineage: Eukaryota; Metazoa; Arthropoda; Insecta; Hymenoptera; Apidae
Product: NADH dehydrogenase [ubiquinone] 1 alpha subcomplex subunit 7-like
Exons: 3
Coding region: 102-404 (100 amino acids)
Biological process (GO): ATP synthesis coupled electron transport; mitochondrial electron transport, NADH to ubiquinone
Cellular component (GO): mitochondrial inner membrane
Source: RefSeq, a predicted model, not a curated record
AUAAUGUUUAAGUUUAGUGUUCAGUAUAGUGUACAUUGCGAUUCGCAGUGGAAGUGAUUUAUUUAUUACUUUGAAAUUAAACUAUUAAUUAAGAAAUAAAAAUGCCCGUAGAACGUCGCUCAGUUACUCCGAUUGUAAAAUUAAUUCGAAAUAUAGCGAGACGUAAAAGAAUUACAGAGUCUUUAAGGCAUGCAGAUCAUGUUGCUAAACGUACACAACCACCUCCAGAUGUACCUGGUGGGCCAUACCAUAAAUCUUCAAAUGUAUAUUAUUACACUCGUGAUGUGAGACGUCUUGUGCAACCACCAAUUGAAAUAUUUUCCAGCAAUCAGUUACAAGAAAGGACUAGUUCCGCUAAUCUGAUCAUGAAUCCCUUGAAAAAACUACGGUUGAAGGAUGAAUAAAUGAAAUAAAAUAUU